UUUUUUCCGUUUGAAUAAUGCGCGCGUAGUGAUCGCAGCGCCACCAUCGUCGUCAUAACAACACACUAUUGGUACAAACAAUUCGUAGUGUUACGGCUCGUAUAUGUAGUGAUAAAGAAAGUGAUUUUAAUUUUGUUGAUAUUAAUUAAUUAUUAUUUGCAAAUGGAAAAAACCGAUAUUUCGGAAAAUCUGGAUAUUCCGGAAAAUAACAAGACAGAAAAAUUAACUGACAAUGCAGAAUAUCAGAAGAACCUGAAUGUGGAAUUAUUAGACGGUGAAAAUGAUUCAUCGGAACCAGUAUAUCGAAUUCGUCCGCAUCUUUAUGAUAAGUUUAAGCCAUUAAGUGCUAAAGAAGUGAUACACAAUGUAUUGUUCGAUCAGCUUUCUACAAAAACAUACGAUGCACAGGAUGCCAUUCAAUGGACUAAGAAUAUAGCAGAUAUACUUAAAGUAAAAAUUAAAGAAUUACAAUUUAAGCGUUAUAAGUAUGUCGUAAAUGUGGUCUUGGGGGAACAACACGGGGCUGGUAUAAAAAUGGGGACGAGAUGUAUCUGGGAUGCAGAGGCAGAUGCAUAUGCUUUCGACAGUUUUAUAAAUGAUACAAUAUUCUGCGUAGCUACUGUUUAUGCUGUAUAUUUUUAUUAAAAUGAGUAUAAAACAUAAGGUGGAAAUGCGUUGAUUAUAAGAAUUCAAUAUAAGCUUAGACGUUCACAAUAUAAGAGGAGAAAUGAUUAUAUGAUAUUUUAGAAACGACAUGUAAUUUAUUAAAGUGCAAUUUAUUAUUACUAUACACAGGACGCAUGCAAAACAUGGCACAGUUUUUAUAUACAAUAGUGAGUUGCGAUUAUCUUUAUUAUUUUGCACUGCUUAUCAAUAUUUUAUCUAUAGACGUAAUGAAAAAUUACGUAAAAUAAAAUUAUUAUAGCACCAUAAUUCACGGCAUUGCACUAUGGUUAAAAAGUUUCUUACGUACUAAUUGUUAAAAUUAUAGAAUGAGAUUCUACAAAUCUAAAGUAUAUGAAUUACAAAAAUUAGUUAAGCCCACAAAAUUUAUUUUAUGAUAUGAUUUUCUUACGUAUACGUCAACCCAUAUAUUUAUUUGUCCUUCGUGAUUGCUUUACAGUAGUACAAAUCAUAUGUGCGUGUUCUUAAGCUCAUAAUCGUAGAUUAAAAUCUAAUUUCUUUAUAUAUAGAUAAUAAUGUAUGUUACUUUUUGAAGUAACUAAGAGAGCGUAUUAAACUUGUUUUAAGCAAACAAUUUGUACAAAGAUUAAAAUCAAUGAACAUAAAACAAUAUCUUCAUAUAUAUAGCACGGAGCUAAUAAGUCGAUCAGCUAUAUACUAAAGUAAAUACUUUGUAUUUUAUAUAUUAUUAUAUCAAAUAUGAUAUUGUAAGAAAGUAUAAGAGACUUAUAAUUA
Polistes canadensis is the source of this 1419-nucleotide messenger RNA. Its product is annotated as tctex1 domain-containing protein 2-like. Gene Ontology annotation, cellular component: cytoplasm; cytoplasmic dynein complex. Gene Ontology annotation, molecular function: dynein intermediate chain binding. NCBI's taxonomy places the organism in Eukaryota, Metazoa, Arthropoda, Insecta, Hymenoptera, Vespidae. The record is from RefSeq and is a predicted model, not a curated record. Gene Ontology annotation, biological process: microtubule-based movement. The coding region runs from base 163 to 645 and encodes 160 amino acids. The transcript is spliced from 4 exons.